Messenger RNA from Dreissena polymorpha, 1869 nucleotides. RefSeq names its product dnaJ homolog subfamily C member 17-like. Gene Ontology annotation, cellular component: spliceosomal complex. Bases 90 to 1046 code for a protein of 318 amino acids. Gene Ontology annotation, molecular function: RNA binding. The record is from RefSeq and is a predicted model, not a curated record. Lineage: Eukaryota; Metazoa; Mollusca; Bivalvia; Myida; Dreissenidae. The transcript has 10 exons. Gene Ontology annotation, biological process: spliceosomal complex disassembly.
UUGCCUAUCCAUUUAUAUUUCAUUGUGAAUUCACGUUAGCAAUUCUUUUUGUUUUUCAGCAAAUAAAUUGUACUUUCACGUAAUUAAUAAUGGCAUCAAGCUUCGACAUUUCAAAAGAGGACUUAUAUGGCAUUCUUGGCGUACAGGAAGAUGCCACAGAAAAAGAGAUCACCAAGUCCUACAGAAAACAGGCGUUAAAAUGCCAUCCUGAUAAAAACCCAGAUAACCCUUCAGCAGCGGAGUUAUUUCAUCGACUUACCAGAGCAUUGGAAGUUUUAGUUGACGCAGCAGCACGUGCGGCAUAUGACAAGAUACUCAAGGCAAAGAAGGCUGCUGACCAAAGGAGAAAACAGUAUGAUUCUAAGAGGAAAAAAUUCAAAGAUGAUUUGGAGGCCAGAGAAAGAGCGGCCGCAGAACAGAAGGAAGACCCAGCAGCAGCAGCAAAGAAUCUUCAGAAGGAGAUUGAGCGACUUCGUAAAGAGGGAAACGCUAUACUGCGCGAGACUCAGGAGCUGUUGAAGAGAGACCUGGAGGAAAAAAUGAAAACUGUGGCACAGUCAGACAGCGAGAGUGAUGAAGAGAGCAGAACUGCAAAAGUCAAGGCUAAAUGGAAAAUAAAGAAAGGUGAUACCAGAGAUGAAGGUUACACCAAAGACGAGUUGUUUGAUAUAUUUUCCAAGUAUGGUGAAGUUCUCAACAUUGUUGUGUCAGUAAAGAAAUCAGGGACUGCCAUAGUAGAGUUUGCAUCUCCUUACAAUGCGGAUCUUGCAGUGCGCAGUGUCACUGGAAAACCAGACUUUCCAUUAACAUUGAGCUGGUUGUCAGGACAACCGAGUGAGGAGAGGGUAGGAAACCAUGUAAACCCAAACCUUGGUCAGUCUUACCCAGCAAAUGGCACUUUUCAAACAACAGCUGAGGAUACAUUCAGCGGGCCACCAAGCAGUGAUAACCGAGACUUUGAGAGUAUUGUGCUGAUGAAGAUGAGACAAGCAGAGGAAAGGAAGCGACUGAUAGAGCAGAUGAUGAAAGAGGAAGAUGAGGGGUGACACUGACCUUGAUAGAAUGAAUAAAUUAUAGAUGAUAAAAUGAGCAUGGCUGGGUCUGAAAAAGGGAGAUCUUGAAUGGUUUUGUUGACUCGAAGGGAAAUAAUUGAAUUUAGUGGCUCAGUAGAAAAUGAGAGAGAUAUCCAUGCAGUUAUAUGUUAUGACUUCUUGUGGACAAACAUGGAUACUUCAAAAGCUUUUGGGAUGGUUUAGAUGAAAGUACGAAAAAAUAGUUGAACUAAUAUCUGCAGUAGGCAAAUUUUUUUUUAAAGAUGAAUGUCUCUAGAAUAUAAGGAAGAUGAAAACAAUGUAAACAGCAUAGUCAUUUGUUGGUUUUGAUUGAAAUAUGAGAAAAAGACAGUUUCAUGCUUAAAGUGAUGCCAAAUACAAAAUCAGUUUACCGAUAUUUAAGACUUAUUGUUAACAUGCUCUUUAAUGUGAAACCGCAACUUCAAGUGUGGCUAUCUAUUGGCAUAUGAACAAAAUUGAUUGCGGUAAAGGUACAAAAACAAAUGGACUGAAAUGAUAAUAAUUUAACUUAUGUAAGUAUGAAUUUGAUUUAUUAUGACAAUGCGUUUGUUUGGACGGCGUGUUUUGUAAAUGAUUGUUUAUAAUGACAGCGUCCUAGCCACACUGAGGCACACCGUGGCAGUUGCCUCGGCUAAAACUUGCAGAGCAAUUUUGAGAUAGCAAGGAAAAAAGGAUCCAUUGACCACUAUUAUAUUGUCUGUAGUAAUAUCAUCCCAUGUACAUGAAGACAGCAUUAAUAUGAAUGGCUACAAAAUAAGCAAAGUUAAAAAAAACACGGAUAAAAAUACAAAGUUUA